AUGGAGUCCAUCAAGCAGGGUGUCAACUACGUCAGCGAGAGCGUGCAGCAGGCCGUGCACGGCACCUCCAAGGAAGCCAACAAGGACGUCGCCAAGGAUUCCGAUGCUCCCAUUGGCACUCGCGCCUCUGCCGCCAAGGAUGCCCUCAGCGACAAGGCCCACGAGUCCAAGCAUGACGCCAAGGCCGAGGCUCACAAGCAGCAGAUCUAA
Molecule: messenger RNA, 210 nt
Organism: Aspergillus fischeri NRRL 181
Lineage: Eukaryota; Fungi; Ascomycota; Eurotiomycetes; Eurotiales; Aspergillaceae
Gene: grg1
Product: putative glucose repressible protein Grg1
Exons: 2
Coding region: 1-210 (69 amino acids)
Source: RefSeq, a predicted model, not a curated record